AGGAGGAAACAUAUGCAAAGCGUUUCUGAACCCCACCUCUAUAAAAAAAUCUUAAAAGAUCAAAACUACUUUAGUUUCUUCAACACAGCAAACAGCUAGCACUCUCAAUGCUUUUUCAAAGGCUUGUUUGGUGCACAUACUAGGAAAGAUGACAAAGUGAGGAAAGAAAGUUAUUAAAAGAGCAAAAGAAGGAAGGGAAAGUAAAGGAAUUUUUUUCCUUCUUUUAUAGUUCUCUUGAAGCUGGGCAUCGAUUGAAGUGUUUUACAGACGGCCAACAGUAGCACAGCAAAUGAUGGCCGGAAACCCUAACUGGUGGAGCAUUCAUCCACCAUCUCUCUUUCCUCAAUAUGCGCUUGGAUCUUCUUCACUUUCUUUAAAUCCUUUGGCAGAUAACCAAGAGCCUCAGCAGCCAUGGAGCCAACUGCAAUUAGCAAAAUUUUCGGCAGGCGAUGACGAAAGGUUUGGUCUGAGUUAUUUGCAGAAUAAAAAGUUAGAAAAUUGGGAGGAGCAAAUCUUAAAUCCGUCUCCAAGGGUACCUGUUCUUGAUGUAAUUCUAAAGCAAGAGGUUUCCCAAAACAACAACUUCUACGGUCAUGGAGAGGAAGAAUUUCACGCACCUAGAUCAUCAGCUUGGUCACAGAUCAUGCCAGUUUCUUCCCCGAGGUCAUAUGUCACUAGUUCCACUAAUAACCAUAUAUUUGACUUCUCUUAUAACAAGGUGAAAGGCAGAAAUCAACAUCCAGAUCAUCCAUCUGAGAGUGCUAGCACAACCGCCGGUGGGAUAUUUAAGAAGGCUAGGAUUCAUUCCCCUUCAAGCCAACCACCUCUUAAGGUGAGAAAGGAGAAGCUAGGUGAUAAAAUAACAGCACUUCACCAGCUAGUUUCCCCAUUCGGAAAGACUGACACUGCUUCUGUUUUGUUAGAAGCAAUGGGGUAUAUCAGAUUCCUUCUGGGUCAAAUUGAGGCUCUCAGCUCCCCUUACUUGGGCAAUACAUCAAAAGACCCGACGAACCAGCAGUGUGAUACCCAAGAUCAUCUAAUUAAUCAGCCAAAGGACCUAAGGAGUAGAGGGUUGUGCUUGGUUCCUAUGUCUUGCACCCAGCACGUAGGAAGUGAGAAUGGUGCUGAUUAUUGGGCUCCGACUUUCGGCAGUGGGUUUUGAGAUCAGAUAUAUAGGAAGCGUACGCACGUGUACCUGGUGCAUGCAUGCAUGCAUGCAUUGAGCUUAAUUAUAAUUAACGUGGAAUUAAUGAUAUAACAUCAUGCGAAGUUAGUCGGCCUCCAAUAAUCUAAGGCUGCGUACUUCUCGUAAUGCUAUGCAUUAAUUUUACAUUCGCGCCAAGAGUUAACUCAGUACUUUAGCAGUACUAGCUACUUCCAGUAAACACUUAAUUUCCAGUGUAAUCUCUAAUUUCAGACGAUUAAGCUAUAUAUAUAGCUAGUAUCUUAAUUUUCCUUGAAGUUGAAGCCAUAUUGUAUAAUAUAUAUAGGAUACAAGCUAUAUAUAUAAUAGGCUUCGGGAAUGCGGAAUUCUCAGUCGGUAUUUUGUUAGAAGAGAAAUGAUAUUUACAGUUGUGGUUGUGCAAGCGUCGCGCAGUCUUUUUGAAAAAAAUGAAUUGAUAUGGAAUCUACAUAAAAAAAAAAAACUAACUUUUUAAUCGUAGACCCCACUCUUUUUCAAAACGAGUGCGCGACAUUUGCACAAUUCAUAACUUUAUGUAUUAUUACUCUUUGUUGGAAUUAGAUCAAUGAUCUUUAUGUAUUAUUACUCUUUGUUGGAAUUAGAUCAAUGACCUGAUCUUGCUCUUA
Carya illinoinensis is the source of this 1809-nucleotide messenger RNA. RefSeq names its product transcription factor bHLH68-like. Gene Ontology annotation, biological process: regulation of transcription by RNA polymerase II. The record is from RefSeq and is a predicted model, not a curated record. Gene Ontology annotation, cellular component: nucleus. Gene Ontology annotation, molecular function: RNA polymerase II cis-regulatory region sequence-specific DNA binding; DNA-binding transcription factor activity, RNA polymerase II-specific; protein dimerization activity. Lineage: Eukaryota; Viridiplantae; Streptophyta; Magnoliopsida; Fagales; Juglandaceae. The transcript has 7 exons. Bases 290 to 1162 code for a protein of 290 amino acids.